AUGAGCCUAGCCGAGGGUUCAGAAGAACUUGAAACUGUUAGCUUUUAUAUACACCAAGCUCUUGAACUUGCGUUCAAUGGCAAUAUAGGUGCUCCAAUUCAUGAAAAGUUGCAAACUGGUGCUAAAGUUGCUGCUGAAUACCCAGAUUCGAAGUUCUAUGCAGUUGAUCUUACCACCCGAAAUUCUAUUGACCAUAAUAUUACAUUUAUUAGUUGUGAUAUCCAUCAUAAAUUACCAUUUCCUGAUAAUGAAUUUGAUUAUGUUUUUUCCAGAAAUAAAACAGAAUUCUUUUCAAAAAAUACUUUUCAGGGAUUUCUAUUUGAAAUCUUUAGAGUAUUAAAGCCAGAAGGUUGGUUAGAGAUUGUACAUUCACUUUAUGCCGAUGAUGAUUAUGGUGGGGCAUUCUCUAAAGGGGCGAAUAUUUCGUUUAACAGGGAACGUGGAAUUGAUUUUGAUCUCAUAACACACUUAGAAGAUUACCUUAAAAUGACUGGAAAAACUGAAUUUUUAUCAUCUCAAAUAGCGAAAAUUCCGCUUGGAGGUGCUGGAUUUGGAGAGUUUACUUCCGAAAUAGUUUUAAACUACGUAAAAAAUAUGCGAAAUGCAGGAUCUCCAUUCGAAGGAUAUGAACAGCCAUUAGAAGAUCUUGAAAGUGAAAUGAAAGAAAAACGUGGUGAAAUAUAUUCUAAACAAAAAAGAGUAUUUGCAAGAAAGAAAAAUAUGGACACUCUUAAAGAUGCUUAA
This is a messenger RNA of Dentiscutata erythropus, 744 nucleotides long. NCBI's taxonomy places the organism in Eukaryota, Fungi, Glomeromycota, Glomeromycetes, Diversisporales, Gigasporaceae. The record is from the annotation of a GenBank genome assembly.